CUUAGAUAAAUUAUUAAAUUAUUGAAAGUAUUGGCGUCUCGGUAUUUACCGGUUUGUAUACAAGAUAAUGAUCCUCCCGCUUCUUCCGGUCGGAGCCGAAAGCUGUCCUCCGUUGUUUACAUUGUUAGCUAACGGGCGAAAGAAAAUGCUAGCUAACAGCUUUUCUAAAAUGACUGCUUACAGUUGAUAAGGUUUAUGUAUUUAUAACCGUCUGCAUCAGUAUUUAUAUCUGUUGUUGGGCCAUGGUUUCAGCUCGCUGCUGGUGCUGUCUCUGGGUAACUUUACCGCUCGUCCUGCUGCGGUGGCCGGGGCUGCUGGUCGCCGCGGAGCAGGUCGCUCUGGUGGAGGUUUUCCUGGAGCAGCGGCCCGGCGUCAGCGCUCUGCUCCAGGGGGAGGUGGUGGAGUCCGGCAGGGGCAGCAGGAGCUCCGAGCACCGGGACGAAGAGCUGGAGGGAGAGCUGGUCCUGGUCCAGAAUGAGGAGAAGCAGGUGAGCGCAGGAAAAGGUGAGGACGACACCAAAGAGCAGGAGCCGUGGAUAGGAGUGGUGCCUGUGGAGAUGGAUGAGAGCAAAGCCUCCACCGGAAACCAGGAGUCCUUUACUGAUGCUAUGGUCAAUAAGAUGAAGCGAGCAUUGGUCCUUGGAGCAUCUGCACUGAUCAUUCUAGCUCUCAACCAAAACACUGUCAGUGAGAUGGAUCUGUCUCAGGUGCUGUCCAAGCCCAUUAUUGUGAUCCAGACGUCUGAAAAUGUCACCAAGCUGAUCGGAGCUCUGCUCAGGGGUCUUCAAGCGACAGCAAAAAUCACAUACAAGACGAUCCUGCAGGACAACCUGGGAGCCACGCUCACGCUGUGGUCCAGCUGUGGUCGAUCGAGAGGAGGUCGCUACGGAGAGUGGCAGGGGGUCAUCUGCACGGGAGAGACCAACUCUCAGGUCCAGAAGUACCUGCAGCAGCUGUGGGACACUGUCCUCCUGGUGGCUCUGAUCCUCAGCACCGGAGUCAUCGUUCAGGCUCGCUGGCAGUACCAGGACCACCAGCUGAACGACGACUUGGAGCUCUUUCCGAAACAGGAUGUCCUGAAGAGAAUGUCGUCCCUGAAGACCAAAAGGUAUCGUCAGCCCAAACCGUGGUGUGACCCGUCCCAGCCGGCGGAGACGGACAACUGUGCAGUCUGUCUGGAGCCAUUCAACAACAACCAGUGUCUACGUGUGCUGCCGUGUCUCCAUGAGUACCACAGAGAUUGUGUCGACCCCUGGCUGCUGCUGCAUCACACCUGUCCUCUGUGCAAACGCAGCAUCCUCGGCAGCGUCUGCAGAGACAGUUAACGGCUGCCUCGCCUCCCCCCCGCCGCAGCUCUGAGAAUCGAGUCUCGUCUCUUCCUCAGUGACACUCCAGCAGUUUUUUUUUUUUUUUUUAUUCUGACCUCGCCGCUUCCUUCUUCCAGCAAUGGAUUGUGGGAGCAAAUAUAAACUCAUCACAGCAGCUGGCCGGCCGCCUGGACUGUGGAGGGGUCAGAUUUUGACAUCUGACCUUCGGGUGGGUGCAGCAAGUCUCACAGACAUACAGUGUCAGUGUAAAAACCAAUACUAUGAAGUACUGCACAGGUACUGUUGAGUGUAAACAGUACGUCUUCCCGGGAUCAUGUUACCAAUUGUGGAAAUAUUUGUGUAAUCUAUAGCAGUGAAGAUGUGACUCAUGAGGGUGUUUGUGCUCAAUGUGACGUCUCACACCUCGGCUCUGUGUUUCUGCAAACAAAGGAGCAACAAGACAUUCUGCUUUAAAUCAGUAAACACUGAUAACCUGAGCGAUAACACGGGAGUCAGUUGUUUCUGUGUGAAAACUCAAUGCUCCUCUAGGGGUUUAAGCAGUGGCCAGUGUAAACGUUCACUUUAGGUCCAGAUGAUGUCAAUAACUAACUUUGUCUGAUUUUUAGCUCUUGUCCAAACUCAUACUUUGGUAUUAAAGGUUAGUUGUUGAUGCUACAGGUAGUAGCAGAUGUGGAAAAAGUGGUUUGCACUUGUCCUUAACAUGCCUUAUGACUGAACUGCAGAGUGAAAGAAACCACAAACGCACCUCCUGAAUUCUCCUUAAGUCGUGUAUGUUACAGUAGAUCAUUGAGUUGCAUUUAUACAGUUUAAAACCAUUAGUAAUAGGGCUGUUAAACAGGUAGUAAACAUUUUGCAGUUUGUGGCCAGAGCUUAGUUGGACUUUCACCCUUCUUUGCUUAUACUUAUCUGCUUCCUUCCUUUUUAGAAGGUCUGUGUGAAGAAGUCAAAAACAGUCCUGCUCUAAUGGUCAAACAGAUGAGAACUGUCCCAUCAGAAGGUCAUCUCAUUCAUCAUGAGAUAAACCUGUCCUCAUGCUUUCUUACCUCUGAUGUACGGCUGCAAUGGCUCUAUGCGAAGGUAACAAAGGCCGCCUACCAGCACCUCUAAAACGUAUUAUCUCGUUUAUUUAAUCCAUACAAAUAUCAAAGUGUAAAAAUGACAAGUUGUGGUUUUAAGGUGGAUAUGUGCAGCAGGACUAUCGGAUGGCCGAGAGCAGCAACUCCCUGGAGUCUCUGAUUAUAGGCAACCUCACCUCAAAAGUGCAGAAAGUUAGUGCUCCUGGCCAUCAGAUAUCCACCUUAAAACCACAACUGAUCUUCUACACUUUUGAUUAAACUGAGAUUUAAUGUGUUAAUUAGAGGUGGUGGUAGGCAGAUUUUGUUUUAAAGCAAAUUAGCAUGCUUCUUUAAAUGAACUAUUCCUUUUGAUAUAACUUCAAACAAAAUCUAACUGUUUACAUACAGUAAAAGUCUACAAUAGUGUGAAAUUGGACAUUUUCUAUCAAAUGUUCCAGCAGUUUACUUGCCAAAUAACUGAUCAUAAUUUCAGCGUAUGCCACUAUGCAGCUGUAUUUUUGAAGCUCUAAUGAAGUCUCAAACACAUUGUACUGUAUACAUUGUGAAAGGAAAAAGCAUUUUGUCAAUGACUCAAAACUUGAAGGAUGUUACAAACAUAGUAUUGUUGUAUUUAUUUAAUGUUGUUUUUUUUGCAAUGUCAACUCCAAAAACCAAUUACAUGUGCUUUUUUUUUGUUACAAAAUGCUCUAAUAGAUCUGUUCUCUUCGUGGAAAAUAGUCUGUGCAUGGCAACAUGUCGGAGGUUUCUCCACAGCUAGUCAGAGACGCGAGGCGCCUCUGUAUAGCACGUGCUUCCAAACACGACAGCGUGAUUAUGAGUGGAUUUCUUUUCAAGACUUCGCUUGUUAUAUUUUGUUUUACAAAGGCUGGACAACAGUGGUGCGAACUGGGUGGAUGACAUCACAUGCAUGCACUUGAACGUUGCAUGCAGGCGGCUUUCACACAACCUACUCAUACAGGAUGAGUAGUAAGAGCAACGCAGUCUGCCACUGAUGUCCAGACGUGAUCACCGGGUCAGUUAAUUGUUCUUCCAGCUACAGAAGGAACCACAACUUCUCCCAAACUCUGGAUGUUGCUUCCUUUUAUUCCUAUGUUCUCUUUUUGAUGAUGAUGAUGAUGUCAAAGAAACUUAAUUCGAUCACUCUGGAUUGUAAUAAUAAAGGAUGUGUUACUUGG
Messenger RNA from Perca fluviatilis (European perch), 3579 nucleotides. RefSeq names its product ring finger protein 215 (gene rnf215). Bases 243 to 1325 code for a protein of 360 amino acids. The record is from RefSeq and is a predicted model, not a curated record. NCBI's taxonomy places the organism in Eukaryota, Metazoa, Chordata, Actinopteri, Perciformes, Percidae. The transcript has 10 exons. Gene Ontology annotation, biological process: ubiquitin-dependent protein catabolic process. Gene Ontology annotation, molecular function: ubiquitin protein ligase activity.